Molecule: messenger RNA, 736 nt
Organism: Zingiber officinale
Lineage: Eukaryota; Viridiplantae; Streptophyta; Magnoliopsida; Zingiberales; Zingiberaceae
Exons: 2
Coding region: 64-441 (125 amino acids)
Cellular component (GO): mitochondrion
Source: RefSeq, a predicted model, not a curated record
GCUUUAGGAUUCGCGUUGUGAUAUUUCUUAUACGAGAGGGAGAGGGAGAUCGGCGCUGCAGAAAUGGAAGCUUUGCGGCGGCUGAUCUCGGCAGCGUCGGGGGAGAACGGGGUGAGCGCUCUACUGAUGUGCAGCUUCGUGAUCCUCAGCUAUAGAUCGCACCAGCAGCAGCAGGAGCUCGACGCCCUCGAGGCCGAGAAGUCCUCCCUCCGCGACUCCAUUGCCGCCGCGUCGUCGGCUAUGUGGUCCAGCCGCCAAGGCCUCUUCGACCUCGCUUCCGCCGCCCAAGAUCCCUCCUCAUCCUCCGCAGGCCGACCCUUCAUCCCCCUCUCCCGCCUCCGCGCCAUCUACGGCGAUUCCGAGCCAGCAGCCCCCUCGUCUCCGCCUUCUUCACCAAUUGGAGGAGCAGAUGGAGCAAAAGAAUCAAUAUCUAUAGCUUAAGUGUAUUUUGUGCCCGGCGGCAAAGUUUUGCCUCCAGCCGACAGAAACUAAGAGCAUAUGAGGUGGAUUAAAAAAUGGAGAAAGAGGCCGUAGUGAAAACUUGGUCAGUCUGAUGGACCUUCACCCUUUUUUUUUUAAAUAGAUUUGGUAACAUUUCUGUUAAAUUUUCAAGUCUACUUCUGCUAUAUGAAGCAAAAUAUAAACAACUGUUUUUAUAGAUUUUGAUGUUAACUCAUCAUGUUCUUCAUUUCCAAUUCUGUUCUGCUGCUAAUAAAUUGAAGGUGAGCUCAUUGCA